UGGAGGAGGAGGAGGUGCGGAGAUCUGCGCGCGGUGGUGGUGCCAGCCCGCUGGGGGGCGCCGCGGAACCGGCCACCUGGACGCGCUUCCGACGCGCACUGGGGGUUUCCCGGAUCCCAUAAAAGCCGGCCGGUGGACGCAUGGCUGGACAGAGCCUCCUGCGCGUCCCGGCUGUCCUCUGCCUCCGCUGGGUUCUGGCCGGGCCCGCCCUGGACGCUCGCCUGCUCGGAAGCUGAUGCGCCCUGCCCGUGCGCUUUUACGCGCGGCUGGUGCGCCAUGGGAGACUCCCAGCGGCCGCCGCCCGAGCCCUUGUCCGCGCGCUCCCGGCUCAGCUACUCGGUGGGCCACUUCCUCAACGACCUGUGCGCCUCGAUGUGGUUCACCUACCUGCUGGUUUACUUCCACUCCAUCCUGGGCUAUAGCACCAGCCACGCGGGGGCGCUCUUGCUAGUGGGGCAAGUGGCCGACGGCAUCUGCACGCCGCUGGUGGGCUACGAGGCGGAUCAGGCCGGCGGCUGCGGGCGCUACGGGAGGAGGAAGUCGUGGCACUUGGCCGGUACCAUCUGCGUCCUCCUCUCCUUCCCCUUCAUUUUCAACCCUUGCCUGGGCUGCUCGGAGAACACCCCUCAGUUUGCAGCACUCAUCUAUUUCAUCCCCUUCAUCGUCAUCUUCCAGUUCGGCUGGGCCGCCACCCAAAUCUCCCACCUGUCUCUCAUCCCGGAGCUGGUGGCCAGCGACCACGAAAAGGUGGAGCUCACAGCCUUCAGGUACGCCUUCACCGUCAUGGCGAACAUCACCGUUUACGCAGCAGCCUGGCUGCUCCUUCACUUCCAGGUGGGCCACCGCGGGCAGCCGGAACAGAGCCACAACCUCGGGCGCCACGACAUCCCCGUCUUCCGGAACCUGUCUCUGAUCGUGGUGUGCAUCGGAGCCAUCACUUCGCUUCUCUUCCACCUCGGCACCAAAGAGAAGAGCGCCCCGGUUGCCAGGCUGCCGGACCCUGAGGAACGGACCCCCCUCUUGCCUCCAGACCCAAAAAGCCCCGCUCGGCCCCUCCUCCUGUGGAAACACUGGCUUCUGGAGCCGGCUUUCUACCAGGUGGCCAUGUUGUACAUGGCCACAAGGCUCAUCGUCAACCUUUCCCAAACCUACAUUGCGAUGUACCUCACCAACUCACUGAUGCUCCCCAAGAAGUUCAUCGCCACGAUUCCCCUGGUGAUGUACAUUAGCGGCUUCCUUUCCUCCUUUCUGAUGAAGACUGUGAACAAGAAGAUUGGCAGGAACCUCACCUACUUUGUGGGCUUGCUGAUCAUACUGGCAUUUGCUUCCUGGGUGGCUCUGGAUGAACGGAUCGGCGUGGAGAUCUAUGGGGCGGCCGUUCUCCUCGGCACCGGCUCGGCCACUAUCCUGGUAACAUCCCUGUCCAUGACGGCCGACCUCAUUGGCAGCAACACACACAGCGGCGCCUUCGUCUACGGGGCUAUGAGCUUCACGGAUAAAGUCGCCAACGGGGUGGGCGUGAUGAUCAUCCAGAACUUGCACCCGUGCCCAACGGAGCACUGUUGCAGCAACUGCGUCCCGUUUUACCGCUGGGUGAUGGUGGCCGUCACCGGAGGAACGGCUGUCGCCGCCACCCUGGGCCUCGCCUGCAUAAUGAUUUGGCCCAUCCGUGUCCGGUUCCAUGACGUCUCCGUUUCGGGGCUGGCCGGCACCCGAUCCCAGGAAUUUGGAGACUCCGAAGUCGGCGGAAGAAAUCCCGGUGUCGUCAACUGAGUCUCUGCCCCCCUUGGAAGGGGGGGGAGCGAGCCCGGAAGACGCCGUGGCAGGGAAGACCCAAAAGACUCGGCCGCCCUCCCCUCGACCCAACUGGGUUCUUCUUGAGAAUUGGACCAUUCGCAACUCUUUCCUUGCACAUUUUGCACAGUUCCUUCUCUUCACCUGCCCUCCCCUUCCUUUUGCAAGUUGAACACAAAAGUUACUAGGCCUUAUGAAGGAAGACAUUCUCCACCCACCCAGUCCUUAUAUCCCCUGCCCUCACCACAUCAGACCACUUAUGCAUAU
This is a messenger RNA of Lacerta agilis (Sand lizard), 2061 nucleotides long. It is a transcript of the gene MFSD12, whose product is annotated as major facilitator superfamily domain containing 12. NCBI's taxonomy places the organism in Eukaryota, Metazoa, Chordata, Lepidosauria, Squamata, Lacertidae. The transcript is spliced from 10 exons. Gene Ontology annotation, cellular component: membrane. Bases 277 to 1773 code for a protein of 498 amino acids. Gene Ontology annotation, molecular function: symporter activity. The record is from RefSeq and is a predicted model, not a curated record. Gene Ontology annotation, biological process: carbohydrate transport.